GUUAAUGUAGUAACUGCUUUGUUAUAAAGUCACAAUUCACCCAAUCAAUCAGUUAAUCUCAGAUCGAUGAAUAAACCAAUAUUUAAUAUUUGUUAUUUGUUUUAGUUGAAGUAUUAUCAUCUCUGGAUUUAUUACAUAUAUUGAGAAUAUUUUCGAAACUUGAAAGAUUUUACGUGAACAGGUCUUCUGCAACACCACAUAUACAAGUCAGUCAUCUCUUGUUUGAGAUGCAGCAUCAACAGGCUGCAAAAAUGCCGGUUGCAUUAAUGAGAAACCACCAGAUAAAGAAAUUUGGAGACUGUUUAGUUAAACAAACGAUAGAAAGCUGUCCCAAAAUCAAAUAUACUAUCAAGAAAUGUGGUGCAGAAAUAUCCUCCCCAAUAGAAUGGAAGAGGUGGAUUCCUGGAAUGGAAUAUACCAAAUGUAUUGUCAUAAAGAAUUUAUUGAUAAAGAUCCAGAAGUUUACGUAUGAAUUGCCAGAAACGAAAUACUUCUUAACAGCCUAUCCCAAGACCAUCAGCCUUAGCACUGGCACAUGCUUUUAUCUGCCAGUCACAUUUCAUCCACUAGAAGAGAAAGAAUACAAAGACAAGAUAAAGUUCUCUACAAAUGAAGGAACAUUUUUUGUUGAAUUAAUGGGAUUACUUCCAAAACAAGAAAUAAAACUAACAAAAUCUGUCAUAAUUCCAGUGUGUAGUGUUUUUAGCCAAACUACGUCUCAAGUGAAGGUAAAGAAUGUUGGAGAAGUUCCAGUAGAAGUUAGAUGGUCUGCUACUGAACCUUUUGAAGUACAAUGUUCUGAAGAAAUAUUGGCGCCUGAGCAGUCACAUGAAGUCACUAUCAUAUUUAAACCAAAGGCUGCAAGAAAAUAUGAAGGCGAACUUGUGUGCAGAUAUGGAACUGAACUGAAGAAAUGGAAGAUUUUAAAAGCAGCUGCUCAAGGAAAAUACCCUCACUUGAAGAUAUCUGCUGCUGGUUUGGGAUUAGAUUAUGAAGAAUCUCCAGAAGGAACACAGACAAACAUUGAUUUUGGAGUCAUUCCCAUUGGACAAACAGUGAAGAAACAUAUCACAGUAGAAAAUCUGUCACAUGCAAAUGUUGCAUUUAAAAUUGAUCUUCUGAAGACUCCAUCCAAGACAAGUUAUACAAAUGUGUUUCUGUUACCUGAGAAAAGUGGCGUCAUUCUACCUAUGAGCAAUUUCAACAUACCUAUUCAUUUCACUCCUGAUAUUGUUAAUUCACCAAUAAUUGAAUACUUCAAUCUGGUACCGCAUGGUCAUAUAUCAGGAAAUGUUAUCAAAUGUGUUGGCUAUUCAGAAGGUCCAACGGUUCAUUUUAGAUAUGGUCACAUCAAUUUUCAGAUUGCUAGGUUGGGUUCCAAAGCAAGAAAGACUUGUUCUAUUGUGAACAACAGUCAAGUUGCCAUAACUUACAAGUUCUUAAUUGACAAUGAAAAUAGUGUGUUUUCUCUAGAUAAAUCAUAUGGCUGUGUGCCUGCCAAAUCCACUGAGAAAAUUACCAUCGAAUUCACUCCACAGAGCCCAAUAGCUUAUUACAGAAAACUCAUUUGUCUUGUUCAUAACCAAGUGCCAAUAUUUCUGGAUGUUUUGGGAACAUGCCACAGUGCUCAGGUCAAGCCAUACUUCUUAGCAUAUAAACACAUAAGAAGUUAUCAGUACAAGGUCAGACAAGGUUUUGGAGCAUAUCCACCUGAUCAACUAAAUGAACUGGUUGAAAGACAUGUCACAGAUAUUGAUGCUUCCGGAAAAAUCACUGCUCCACAGUAUCCGAUGGCAGAAACCAAAGAUCCAAUGGAAAUGUUCUUCAACAGUAAUCCUAAAACUGAAGAGUAUACAGCCAAGGCUACAGGACCUGUCAUUACAUUGGACACCUAUGAAGUCAACUUUGGACGUCAUCUUGGACUAAACGAGUCUGUCGAAAAGGAAAUAGCAAUAACGAAUCAUAGCCUUGGAAAAGUUGUUACACAAUGGACAAACGGUUCCAGUUGUGCAUUUACUGUAAUCCCACUCAGUAUUGAAAUCCCAAGCAACAAAUCAGCAACAGUGAAAAUUAUUUUCACUCCUAAUCUACCUCACCUAUUCUAUGAAAAUGAGUUGGAAUGUUUUGUGUAUUUCAAGUGCUUACGAAGCUACCACAUAGCAAAGGAUAACACCAUGUGUCCACCAUUCUGUGUAACUCUAAAUUGUUCAGGAAAUACUUACCCAGUUCAACACCAAAUGUUUGUACCACAGUAUACCCUCCAAGAUUCAGCAGUCAUAAGGUUUCCUUCAGUUGACAUGCAAAGCUCAGGCUACAAGACACUGAUAAUUAGUAAUAAUGGUUCUUCACCUUUACUGUAUCAGUUUGAUAAAGACCCGAAUGGAAUCCUUAGAGUAAGACCUUCAAGAGGACUCAUUACAAAAGGACACCAAAUCUGUAUUCUGAGAUUCUCUCCACAAGAAAUUAAGAAAUAUCACGAAGAGAUAAAACUGUCCUUCAAUAAUUGUCAGAAACUUUAUCGGCUGGAAAAAACAAGCAAUCCUCUGACGGAGCGAUAUCCUGUCCAAAAGGUUUUAACUGUCCAUGGCUGGUGUGAAGAACCAGCUGUUCAACUUGACAAUGAUAAAAAGCUUUAUUUGAAACCAACAUGCAUUGGUACCAAAUCUGAAGCUCUAUAUUCGUUUAAGAAUGUAACCAGCAAAGUCCUCUGUUAUGAUUGGCACUGGCAGCAUGCAGACAGUGAAUUUAUAGAAGUAUGUUCCAAAAGUGGGAGAGUGUUGGCAAAUGAAUUACAGUGUAACAGAAUUGUAUUUUCUCCAACGGUUGUGGGCAAGAAGACCUUUCUGCUAAAUCUGUUCAUAUGGCCUGCAGAAUGCCCCAGAACCAAAGACAUUACUAUCUGUUAUGAAAUAAAAGUUGUUGGCUAUGGAACAAUUGGUGAACUAGCAGUUGAUCCAGUAUAUACUAAUUUUGGUGAGGUCAUAGUUGGCUGUACUGCUCUUAAAGAUAUACUUUUGUAUAACCCAAAGAACUGUGACAUACACUUCAAACUUUUGCUCAAACAAACAAUGGAUGGAAUUGACUUACCAUUUGAAAAAUGCACAGCAAUACAGCUCAGUGAUCAAGAACUUGUUAUGGCUGCGAAAUCAAAACAAAUCCUCACCGUAGUCGUUGUGCCGCCUGCCCAUGGAACAUUUCAGUUUACCAUUUCUUACAAACUCAUACUCAACGAAGAUGCCAUUCAAGACCCAAGUGCCUUAGAAUACAAGCAUUUAUGCCAUCUCUUGAUGACCGGUGUAUAUCCACUAGUUACUAUAACUGACAUCCAGGGAAGACAAAGUGCCAGAGGAAUCAGAAAAAGGCGACUGUGGAAUUCAUUUUCUAUUGACUGCUUCAAUUCUUAUUUGCACUCGGAUCCAUCUUACCGGGAACUCAACUACUCUGCAGAACACCAAAAAACAACGGACAAAUUUCCAAAAUUCGAUACUGAAGCUGUUGUUGAUUUCGACUUUGCUGCAGCUGCGAUUGGAAGUCCCUCUUCAGAUUUCACCAUUAAGUUCCAGAAUGAUGGUAUCAUUCCAGCUGAAUGGGAUUUCCUUUUUCCUGAUGACCUGACCAUGGAAUUGGAGCCCUGGGCUGAUACAGGACCAGCUAAUGAGGAAGAAUUUUGCCUGCAAAAGAUCUUGGAAGAGAAUAUCUUUACAGUAAAUCCAAAGAAAAGUGUUGUCCUGCCCGGUGAGUCAACGGAUGUUACUCUAUCUUACAACCAUACUCACCUCGGAACUUACCGUCUUCCAGUGCUAUUCAAGAUGAAACACGGUAGAGAGAUCCUUAUGCUUUUCGUUGGCGUAACAGUAGAAGUCAACAUGCCGUACAUACAUUUCAACUCUCUUCAGCAUACUUUCUCCCCUAUGGCAAUUGGAACGGAAUUUCAACCUAAACAGAUUUACGAAUUGUAUAAUGGUGGAGCAGUAACCGUCAACUAUACAGUUGAGGUUGCGCCUCUAAGGCUACUUAAAGCGCUAAACUUUAAUUAUCCAAUACUUGUCUGCAAUAAUCCCACGGGUGAGAUCGAACCAGGUGGAACAGCAAUUUUGGAAUGGAUUUUCUCUCCUCUGGAAAGUAAAACAUAUGCAGUUGAUAUACCAAUUUACUUGGAAGGGGGAGAGACAGUUCUGGUGAAUUUUGUCGGUCUAGGUUACGAUUCCAAUAGAAUGGGCAGUGCUAUGCCAUAUUCAGCAGUAUGUGAUGUUUCGACCCCUGAGAAGCAGUUGAUCAAAUUGCCAGAUCAGUUCGUGUUUCUAUCUCUCCAGAAAAUCGCAUUUGGCAACGUUCCUCUCUUCUCAAUGUCAAGACGGAUUUUGUUUGCAAACAACUAUAGUUCUGAACGGAACGCAACUUUAGAAUGGCAUCUCAGCAAUGAAGUUGAUGAGGAGGUUAUAACCGUAAUUCCCAGGAAGUAUUUGCUGAGACCAAAUGAAAGUGUGCUAUUCCAGGUCCUAUUCGUAGACCGAAGCUCGCCUGCAUUCUAUGAAAUUCAGCUUGUCUGUAAGAUAACCGAUGAAACCGAAGUGCGAAGAUACAAACUCGAACUUAAGCAGUGGACGUUGGAGCAUGAAAGACAGCAAACUGAGUUCAAAAUUACAGAGAAUAACCUCGACAUGUACACUCCCGAUCUAGAUAAUGACGAGCUGUACGUCAGCAGUAAAAGACUGAAAAAUCUAUUGUCGCCGCUUCAAGACUUCCCUGGUGAUUUGAUGGCGAAAUAUAGUACCUUGCCACCAAUUGGUCAAAACAGAGAAACUAACCAAUUAAGUACGAAAAGUUACACAAAAUCUGAAACAUUACUUUGGAAAAAACCAGUGAUGCCGGCUUGUUUGGAACUGCCAGUAUCAAUUUCUGCCCGGACAUUAAGCCCUGAAGGGUACGAAAUUCUUUAUCAGAAAGAUUACCGAAGAUUUUUGAUAAACAAAACCCAUUACAUUUCCUCAAAGACAUCAUCGGAAGAAACCAGACGAGAUUCGAAGCAAGAUGGCUAUAUCGAGAUGUGUCUGCAAAUAGAAAAAGAGACAACGUGUAGGAUUCUCGUUGAUAUUUUAAGAGGUUUGCUCAGCGACUCUUAUUUCAUAGAAUCACUGCUUAAUAUGAAAAACGAGAAGGUCAAUUAUUAUCAACAGUUUGUUUCAAUGCCCCCACGAAGCAAUGAAAUCCGCUCUCAAGCAGUGGCGACAUCGCCAUAUCACGAGGUCGUGAAGAGCACAAAGCGAGAUCAUGUGGAUGGAGAAAUCGUAAAGAACCACGAGUCAAAAGAUUUCCGAGACAAAGACACACCAGAGAAGCCACCACAUGAUUUGGCAAGAAGUUAUACUACACCACUUUUGCCGGAAUGCUUCAACAUUUCCAAAGCGGAUAAAGAAUCAAGAGAAAAAUAUGCGAUACAACACCUUGUGGAAUUCAGCAAUUUCUUAGAAUUGUUUUUGGAUGGUUGUCUUUUUGGUAUUAUGGACGAAGCAAUGCGUCGAAAGUUCAACAUCACAGCACCAUCCCGUUUUAUUGCACUCCCUCGAAAACCAGAUUCUAACCAUGAGAAGAAUAGUGCCCAUGGAGACAAUCACCUGUCUGAGCACCCAAGUGACAUGACAUCAGUCAACCAGUGUCCAAAUAAUUUUAAAUAAACCAGUUUCUUAAGCAUAUAUCUAAAUCAUGAACCAGCCGUUAUAACUUGUUUAUAUAUUUUUCCUCUACAGGUUCUGUGGAUUCAUCUUUUUUAAAUGUCAUCAUUGAACGCUGAAUGUAUGCAUUUGUACCUUAUUGUUGUAAUUAUUGACAUUUGAAGUUCGGCAUUUAUUCGAGCAAAGUGAUAUAUUAUCUGAUAAA
This is a messenger RNA of Octopus sinensis (East Asian common octopus), 5877 nucleotides long. Its product is annotated as cilia- and flagella-associated protein 65-like. The transcript is spliced from 44 exons. The record is from RefSeq and is a predicted model, not a curated record. Lineage: Eukaryota; Metazoa; Mollusca; Cephalopoda; Octopoda; Octopodidae. Bases 228 to 5675 code for a protein of 1815 amino acids.